Messenger RNA from Scatophagus argus, 2937 nucleotides. It is a transcript of the gene eef2k, whose product is annotated as eukaryotic elongation factor 2 kinase. The record is from RefSeq and is a predicted model, not a curated record. The coding region runs from base 292 to 2550 and encodes 752 amino acids. NCBI's taxonomy places the organism in Eukaryota, Metazoa, Chordata, Actinopteri, Scatophagidae. Gene Ontology annotation, biological process: protein phosphorylation. Gene Ontology annotation, molecular function: ATP binding; elongation factor-2 kinase activity; calmodulin binding. The transcript has 19 exons.
AAGCAUUGUGGUACGUGCAGACGGUUCACGUCGCCGUGGUGGACUGGAACAAGAGCUACAUCCCGCUGCCAGACACGUCCCCGGACCUUCAGGAUAUAUUGGAGAGCCAGGACCGACCCACUCUGGUCUGGGAGCAGAGUUAAAAGCUACAGCAGCUGCAAUCGUGUCUGAUUGGCUUCUAACUGAAACCGAGAGACGGAAGAACACCGACUGACUGGCUGCACUGUCACAGUCUGUCAAGAUAAAGUUAUUAAAGGUGUGUCUGUGGUCUGCGGUUAUCAAGCAGCCGCCAUGGAGGACGACCUGAUGUUCAGCAUGGAGGAGGAGGAGGAGGAGGGCAGCGCCAAGAGGCCCCCUGUCCGACGCAGGGUCAACAGUCAGCGGGCCUCUUCCUUCAGUGAUGCCAAUGCCAGUGACGACGAUGACGAGGACCACUUCAUCUGCCCAAUCCUGGACGACUCUGCCAAAGAAAUCUGUCACUACCUGAAGGAUCUGGUUCACAACCGGCAGCUGUCAAACUCUCUUCCUAAAACCAACUUUGUGUUCAAGAAUGAAACAGAGGCAGAACCUCGGUCGUACAGGGUUUUGUCUGAGAGCGCACGGGAAACGUGGAAACAUGCGAUCGAAAAGGCAAAGGCCAUGCCCGACCCCUGGGCACAGUUUCAUCUGGAGGACAUCAAGACUGAAACCUGCGUUCGUUACAGGUACAAUGCCAUCACAGGAGAGUGGGCUCAGGACCAGGUCCACAUCAAGAUGGCCUCCCAGCCGUUUGGAAAAGGGGCCAUGAGGGAGUGCUUCAGAACGAAGAAGUUGUCGAAUUUCUCACACAGCAGCAACUGGAAGUCGGCAUCUAAUUAUGUGGCAAAGCGUUACAUGGAGACGGUGGACAGAAAUGUUUACUUUGAGGACGUCAGGCUGCAGAUGGAGGCCAAACUCUGGGGAGAGGAGUACAGCCGCCACCGACCUCCCAAGCAGGUGGACAUCAUGCAGAUGUGUGUGGUGGAGAUGACAGACAGACCGGGUAAACCUCUCUUCCACCUGGAACAUUACAUCGAGGGCAAGUACAUCAAAUACAACUCCAACUCUGGCUUUGUGAGGGACGACAACAUCCGACUGACUCCACAGGCCUUCAGUCACUUCACUUUUGAGCGAUCGGGCCACCAGCUGAUCGUGGUGGACAUUCAAGGAGUCGGUGAUCUCUACACCGACCCUCAGAUCCACACGGAGAAGGGGACUGACUUUGGAGAUGGAAAUCUGGGUGUGCGAGGCAUGGCGCUGUUCUUCCACUCCCACCUGUGUAACAAGAUCUGCAAGAGCAUGGGCCUGACGCCUUUUGACCUUUCCCCUGCGGAGAGGUCCCAGCUGGACUCCACCAACAAACUGCUUAAGUCGGCCCAGACGGUGCUGAGAGGCUGCGAGGAGCCCUGCGGUUCUCCUCGUGUUCGGACCAUGUCAGGAAGCCGGGCGCCUCCGCUGUUAUCCCGCCUGUCUGAGACGUCGUCUGCAGACGAGAGCAUGAGCGACGUGGACUCGGUCCCCUGCUCCCCUCUCAUCCUCCCCUGCUCCCCCCUGGCUGCACCUGGAUCUGUGGGCAAGUCUUCCGUCGCCUUAUAUUUUACUGGGAUGAAUGAACAUGAAAGACUCCACAAUAACAACACUGGUGAACAAAAGGAAUCUGAGAGCGGCGGAGACAGCGGCUACCCCAGCGAGAGGAGGAGUGAAGGCGACCCGAAUGACCACGUAGACGGGAGGAAGAUGGUAGCUCCUCCAAGAGUCUCUGCAAAUUUAAAUUCAUACAAUCCUGACAGCGAAUGGCUGACGGAGGAGAAGUGGAGCUUCUACCAUUCGUCUCGCGCUCACGUCCACCGUCCUUCCUGCGUGGCCACUGAGGUGGAGAGACUCAGCACUCUGCUGCAGAAGAAGAUUGGCCAGUCAAUCCUCGGAAAGGUCCACCUGGCGAUGGUGCGGUACCAUGAGGCGGGUCGGUUCUGCGAGAAGGACGAGCAGUGGGAUCAGGACUCGGCCCUGUUCCACCUGGAGAGGGCUGCGCUGUGUGGAGAGCUGGAGGCCAUCGUAGCCUUGGGACAGUGCUAUCUGCAGCUGCCUCACCACAUACUGCCGGACAUGGAGCUGGAGGAUAAUGCAGGAAACCGGAUGAAAGGUUUUAAGUAUCUGCUGCAGGCUGCUGAGGCUGGCGACAGAUCGUCUAUGAUCAUAGUGGCCAGAGCCUUUGAUAAUGGGGUCGAUCUGCCAGCUGAUAGAAAGCAGAACUGGGGGGAAGCAAUUCACUGGUACGACAGUGCGUUGAACAUGACAGACUAUGACGAAGGUGGAGAGUUCGAUGGGACGCAGGAUGAACCUCGGUACCUGCUGCUGGCCAGAGAGGCAGAGAUGUACCAAGAGGGAGGCCACAACCUCACCGCUGACCCUCAGAGAGCAGGUGAUCUGUUUACAGAAGCAGCAGAAGCUGCCAUGGCAGCCAUGAAGGGUCGACUGGCUAACCAGUACUACAUGAAAGCUGAAGAAGCCUGGGCGCUGAUGGAGGAGUAAUUCUGGAUACGCAUUUUUAUCACAAAAGACCACGAGAGUUAAUGUGUCUGACUGAUAGCCACGCUGGGUUUUACACAUGCAGAAUACAACUUGAAUGGUUACAGUUUACAUAUUUUUUAUUACAGUUUUUUUGCGAAUUUUGCUCUGUGUGUGUGUGUGUCUGUUCCUUUUUUCCUGUUGGUGAAGCACGUCAUCCUGACUCAUUUUUUUCUUUAAUUUCCUGUCUCUGAUGACUAAGUGACCGUAUGAAAGGGAGGAUCUGAAGAAUCAAAACAAACACAGUUGUUUACUUGCUUUGACCUGAACGUUAACACACUUAGGUUGGAAGUAUGUAUGUAAAAAUGCUUGGAGUUUAAACCUGUAAAAUAAAGUUUGCAUUGCUUUUUA